AUGGCCUAUUACGAGGAACAUGGGGGCGACGGCCCAGGGAGGUUUGCAAAGAACUUCGAUGGUCCCGUCGGGCCUCGUCGGCCGAGAUUGGUGACGGACUAUGGCUCGUCGAUGGUACAAUGGAUGCGGACGCGACGACCUCGAUACCGCGGUGAGCACCGCAUGGAGAUGGAGCGCCCCAGUGCGAGCUUCACGGUAGAUAUGCUUCCACCGAUGGCGCGAACCUAUUCCGCGGCAGACACGAUACCCGUCCGACAUUUACAUCAGUCGAUUGGAAAGUCGAAGAAACCUAUCGUGGUGGUACGGUGGACGCCCGAAGGCAGACGGUUGCUGACGGGCGGGCACACGGGAGAGUUUAUGCUUUGGAACGGGACGGCGUUUAAUUUUGAGACGGUGAUGGAUGCGCAUUACGACCAAGUUCAGGCUGGCGUCACAUCUAUCGCCUGGUCUCAUAGCCACGAAUGGUUAAUUUCGGGCGGACAAAGAGGCGACAUCAAAUACUGGCGACCAAACUUCAACAACGUCGAAACCAUCGACGACGCACAUCACGAUGCAGUCCGGGACUUGGCCUGGGCACCCACUGAUACCAAAUUCCUCUCCGCCUCCGACGACACUACCCUCAAGAUCUUCGAUUUCACAUCCCGAACCUGCGACACCGUUCUCUCCGGCCACAACUGGGACGUCAAAUCCUGCGAUUGGCACCCGACGAAGGGACUGCUGGUCUCGGGCUCAAAGGAUCACCAGGUGAAAUUCUGGGAUCCUCGGACAGCCAGGUGUCUGACUACACUCCACAGUCACAAAAACACCGUCACCUCGACGCGAUUCUCCCGCGUGAACAAUAACCUGCUUGCCACUUCGUCGCGGGAUCAAACCGCGCGGGUAUUCGAUUUGCGCAUGAUGCGGGAUAUUUGCAUUCUACGUGGACACGAGAAGCCCGUGUCGUCCUUGACAUGGCAUCCCAUCCACAGCAACUUGAUCUCUACCGGAGCCGAGGAUGGCUCUCUAUAUCACUACCUGCUCGACGAACCUAAUCUGCCAUCCGGCCAUGUCCCGACAGUGGCACCAUACGACAGCCCAGACCCGGCCAAUACACCCCCGCAGGUAAUUUUCCCAGCACAUCGCGUGCAAUACGCUCACGGCGCUACGAUCUGGUCUUUGGACUGGCAUCCACUAGGCCACAUUCUUGCAUCUGGAUCCAAGGAUAAUUUCACUCGAUUCUGGUCUCGGGCUAGACCCGGCGAGACUAGUUACAUAAAAGACCGAUUCCACAUCGGCGAGGAGGCAGCCGAAGCCCAGGGCACCUGGAGCCGCGGAUUCGGCCGAAGGCAGAUGCGCGAGGAAGAGGAGCAAGAAAUGCAGGACGAGGACGAGAGUCUGGUCGAUCAGCGCCGCCCUGGUGCACCCAUGUUGCCGGGCAUUCAAGCGGGUGGCACUCCCCAGUCUGACGGUGCAGGAUUCCUUCCUGGCAUCGGUGGUGCUCAACCGCCUCCUCCACCGGGGCUCCCAGGCAUGGGCGGUAUGGACCCUGGCCGGUUGGCCGCCAUCAUGUCCUCUCAAGCUCCUCCACCGCAAUCCCUCCCUCCACCAAACCAGCCAAUUCCGGGGUUCCCCAUGCUUCCAGGCAUGGGCGGCGCCCCACCUAUGAAUAUGGACCUGGCGCAGUUACAGAAACAACUCGCGUCGCAGGGAUUCCCGAUGCCCCCGAACAUGAACAUGCCACCUGGAUUUGGCGGGUUGCCUGGUUUGCAGGGUGGGAUGCCUGAUGGCGGUCGGCGAUGA
Messenger RNA from Penicillium daleae, 1779 nucleotides. RefSeq names its product WD40 repeat domain-containing protein. The transcript is spliced from 4 exons. The coding region runs from base 1 to 1779 and encodes 592 amino acids. The record is from RefSeq and is a predicted model, not a curated record. Gene Ontology annotation, molecular function: protein binding. Gene Ontology annotation, cellular component: mRNA cleavage and polyadenylation specificity factor complex. Lineage: Eukaryota; Fungi; Ascomycota; Eurotiomycetes; Eurotiales; Aspergillaceae.